Molecule: messenger RNA, 623 nt
Organism: Dentiscutata erythropus
Lineage: Eukaryota; Fungi; Glomeromycota; Glomeromycetes; Diversisporales; Gigasporaceae
Source: the annotation of a GenBank genome assembly
AACUUGAUACACUUCGUCGAAAGAGAAGAGAUUACAUUAAAACAUAUGAACAAUUAUUAAAAGAAAUAAAUAAUCCCAAAGUAAAAGCUGAAGGUUUAAAACAUAAUGAAGAUAUUAUAUUAAAAAAAAUUAAUAAUUUGAAAAAUACAGAACUCGCAAAGGAUUUAUUUGAAGAAUUACAUGAAAAAUACAAUACUCAAUACAUUAAAUUAAUCGCAAACAACACAGAAGAAUUAGCUAAUGAGUUAAAAAGACAAAUCGAUGAAGAAAAAAGCUCAAAAAAUAUUGAAAACAUCAAAGGUAAAAUUGAUAAAUUAAAAGAAAUUAAUAUAGAAUUGGGAGAAAAUAUUGAAAAAUUACAAACGAUUAAAUAUGACACACUUGAAGAAAAUAUCAAUGGUUUAUAUAAACAUCUACAAAGUUUAUUGGAUGCUGUUUUAUUAGAUAAUGUCAAGAAAUUAAAUAAUGAUAAAUUAUUAAACAACAAACAAAAAGAACUCUUGGAAAGUUUAUUCAAUAAAAAACUUUCUGAAUUAAAUAAGAAGGUCAUGAAUGAAGAAAAAGAAAAAUAUACAAAGAUUGAAAAAAUGAUAAAUAAAUGUGAAGAUCCUAUUGAUAAGUAG